GGGUGAAGCAUUAAUAAAUUUCGAUGAUGAUAGAAACGAUCAGUCUAGUGAGAACUGUUGUACAUACAAUAACGUUAUAUCGAGGAUGAAAAAAUGGCAUAUUUAGGAAUAUAUUUCUUGAUUAUCUUCUGCGUUUGCUUAACACAAGCAGCCGAUAAAUAUACUGAUGCGAACAGACCUUACGAGUUCGGGUUCACGAUAGAAGGGGAGCAGCACAGACACGAAAAAAAAGAUGAAAAUGGGAUAAUCAUGGGUGAAUUUGGUUUCAUCACUGCUGAUGGAGUGUAUCAUGUAACAGUUUAUGCUACCGACGAAAAUGGCAAUUUUAAAAUUUUGUCUAUGAAAAACAUCAGAGUAAAACCAUAUCCUACAUCUUCAGGUGCGGAAACCAAAAAGAUAGUCUCUGUAAAUAAUUCUGCUAAGCCGAAAGAUUCAAUCCCUGAAUCAUCUAAGCAAGAAAAAAUCAUUAAACUUGAAGCUCCAUCACCUGCAAAAUCUUGUUCUCAUUGUAGUCUCCCUGCCACCACCACAUUAUCACCAAUUUUAUCACAGGAAAUUCCAUUUACUUCUAAUAAGCAUUCAGUAGAAAGCAUAACACCAUUUUAUGCGAACCAUGAUCAAAUGAAACAAAUAUCAAUAUCAGAAAAUAUAGGUCAUAUGCAGCAAAACUACAAUUCAAGAACUACUUCUUCGUCAUCUGAGAAUCAACAUAAUAGUGAACAAAAACAAAUCAAUCAAAAUAUCGGAAAACAAAACUUUAUCUUGAAUAAAAACGUUAAUUAUCAGGCACACAGCGAAAAUUCAGGGUCACACCAGGCCAAUUCCCAGGCAAAUGUAAACAAAUAUUCACAAACGGGAAUAUAUUCUAACGGAUUAUCCCAAAACAGUGAUCGCGGUAGAGAAGAAUUAUUAACUCAACAAAAUAUUCCUCCUAAUACAGACCAACAGAAACUAAAACAUGAAGAAUUGCUUCCUAGUACUGGAAAAAAUUACAAUGUUGCUCCUGAGACUGAAAAUUUAUCGCCGCUAUCUAAUCACAAUAUUUCUCCAAUUUCAAGACAUUUAGAAGGCCCUAUAAAUAACGAUAACUAUUUACAGAAACAAAGUAUAUCGGAAAAAAGACUACCCAACCUUGAAGAUUUCAGCUUUAAUCAAAAUAAUAUCCAAAAUCAAUCAAAAACACAACAAGAAAAUCAUAAAAACGGAAUCCAAAUUAACCGUGACGAUUUACCAAGCUACCCUAGUAAGGAUAACAGUGAUCAGCAAACGAUAAAACAAAAAGACGAACUUGUUGAUUAUGGUGUAGGUAAACUUCCUACCCAAAUAAAUACAAAAAGCGAAAGAAACCCAAAAAGUUUUUCUGACUUUAUUCAGGAAGCAGUAGAACCUGAAAGAGUAGCAAAUACAGGUCCUAACAUAUAUAGACCAUCAUUACCAAACCUAAAUGAAUUUUCUGGUAAACCUGAAUUAUUAGCAGCACAAAUUCAAAAAGUAGACAAAAAUACAGAUAUUAAUCACUUAAAUCCUGGCGAAAGUGUCGGUCUUCCCAAUGGAAUAACCGAAGAUGAUAUGUCUAAUCUCCUUUACACCUUUAAUUAUACAUUAGGAUUUCAUGGUCAUCAUGAGAAAGGCUAUGCAAAUGGUGUGAAACAGGGUUAUUAUUUUGUUACUGGUAGAAAUGGUAUACGGACAAGAGUUGACUAUGUAGCUGAUGAAACUGGUUUCCAUCCAAAAAUCACUCAAGAAGUUUUAGAUAUUCUUUCAGAUGACGUACCCAAACCUGAAACAGAAAAAGAUGAAAAAUAUGGACUCAAAGGAUAUGAAUUCAAAUGGCUUUACUUUCCAGUUGAAAAGCAAUCUAAGUAAAUAUGAUUUUUUUUUAACAUAUUUUGAACUAAAUACGUAAACUGUGCUCAUAAUAUUCUGAAACUCGUUUUAUAGGGUUAAUAUCCAUCAAGAAGUGUACAUUACUUUUAUAUAAUAAAACAAAUACACUGCCAUAUACUGCCAUUUAAGAUAGUUACAUAUAUAAUUGUAUUCUGAUAAGU
Molecule: messenger RNA, 2048 nt
Organism: Danaus plexippus (monarch butterfly)
Lineage: Eukaryota; Metazoa; Arthropoda; Insecta; Lepidoptera; Nymphalidae
Gene: l(3)mbn
Product: protein lethal(3)malignant blood neoplasm 1
Exons: 4
Coding region: 94-1866 (590 amino acids)
Source: RefSeq, a predicted model, not a curated record